Molecule: messenger RNA, 1925 nt
Organism: Gracilinanus agilis (Agile Gracile Mouse Opossum)
Lineage: Eukaryota; Metazoa; Chordata; Mammalia; Didelphimorphia; Didelphidae
Gene: YJU2
Product: YJU2 splicing factor homolog
Exons: 8
Coding region: 126-1109 (327 amino acids)
Biological process (GO): mRNA splicing, via spliceosome
Cellular component (GO): U2-type catalytic step 1 spliceosome
Source: RefSeq, a predicted model, not a curated record
UAGCCCGGUCGGGGCAUUUCCGGGAAGUGGACUGGAGGGUUAAGAGAGCUUGCUGUACGGUGACCAGUGCCGGGAGCGGUUGGUGAAUUGUUGACUGCGGGGAAGGUUUGUGAAGUGACGCCAAGAUGUCAGAAAGAAAAGUCUUAAAUAAAUACUAUCCACCAGAUUUCGAUCCAUCAAAAAUCCCCAAACUCAAGCUACCCAAAGAUAGGCAGUAUGUGGUGAGAUUGAUGGCCCCAUUCAACAUGAGAUGUAAGACAUGUGGUGAAUAUAUUUAUAAAGGCAAGAAAUUUAAUGCCCGAAAGGAGACAGUACAGAAUGAGCUAUAUCUGGGGCUGCCCAUUUUUCGUUUCUAUAUCAAGUGUACCCGUUGUCUAGCUGAGAUCACCUUCAAAACUGACCCAGAGAAUACGGAUUAUACCAUGGAACAUGGAGCCACCCGGAACUUCCAGGCUGAGAAACUCCUGGAAGAGGAAGAGAAAAGGGUUCAAAAGGAAAGAGAAGACGAAGAAUUAAAUAAUCCCAUGAAGGUGCUGGAGAAUCGAACUAAGGACUCCAAGCUAGAGAUGGAGGUCCUGGAGAAUCUGCAGGAACUAAAGGAACUCAACCAGCGCCAGGCAAAUGUGGACUUUGAGGCAAUGUUACAGCAGUAUCGGGUAUCAGAAGAAGAAAAACGCCAGCGAGAGCAGGAGGAAGACCAAAGGGAAAUGGAGGCCAUGAUGGAACAGUCUAGGAAACGGCGACUGAUUGAAGAUUCUGACUCCGAUGAAGAGCCCAUCCUUGUACCUUCCCAGCUAUCCAUUCGGCCCAAACCCACAGCCAUCUUAGAAGAGGGCCCACCGCUAAAGAGGCAGAAGUUGGAGAGCUGGGAUCGGAGUGUGGGUGCACUUGCUAGCAAGUCAAAGCUGGCAGGCCUGGUUGUGGCAAAGAAGCCAGUUGCCCAGAAACCCAGCAGCAGCAAUGGGCAUGUAGGCUCUCCUACCCCAAGUACAGGCAUACUGCAGAGUUUGAAGGAGGCUGAUACAUCAUCGCUCAGGCUGCCCAGUUCCUCCUCCCUGAGCCAGCUGGGGGCGUACUCAGACAGUGAAGAUAGCAGCAACAGCGGCUGAAGCAUCAGCCCCUCCCCAUGGAGGGAGGCCUCAGACCUUCCGGGCCCCUCCCCAGUGGGGCCUGAUGGUGGAGCCAGGCUGGAGUGGAUUUAUUUCUUUGUGCAUCCCGAAAAGAAGGACUGAGGCAGAAGCACCACUGCCUGAGGCUCUAUCUAGUGAGCUGGGGUCCUCUCCCCACUUGUUAGCUGCCCAGAAACUGAGUGCCCCUCUCUAGGCCGGAUUCAGUGCUGAGGCACGCUUCCAUCUGAAUCUUCCCUCUUUAGAAAGUGGCAGCUGAAGAUCUGCCAUCCAUCUCUAGCAGAGUGCCCCCAUAACAGCAAGGAUGGGCCUGCUUCCUUUGCUCAUCAGGCCCAGGUGGCCAGAGGAGAAUCAGUGGGGAGACAAGGCGUUACCUCUUGCAUCCCUGAAACUUUAGGGCCUUUUCCUCCCUGACAGCCAGAGCUCAAUUUGUGGCUGGUGUGGCAUUCAUCACGUACCUCACAGAGUGGUACUUCAUCAAUGUUUAGUGCCGACUUAGCAUGUGUGGUAGAUUGCCCUCCCCUUUGCCCCACACCAAGACUACCUGGGAUGGCACUUGAACCUUUGGGAAUUGGAUCUAAGAUAUACAGUGCCCUCUCACGACAGGCAUCUUCUUUUCCCCUCUACAUCCUGCCCCAGACUGAAAUACCAGAUAGGCAGAUUCCAAGGCCAGCAAUGCUGCUACUGAUCAAAUCAGGCCAAACCAGACGGUCCCCCUUUCCUCUUCUCCCCUCCAGUCUCAACACCCCACCUGAUUUGUAUCUGUCAUUCUAAACCAAAUAAAGGAAAAUAAAUGGA